Kluyveromyces lactis is the source of this 3687-nucleotide messenger RNA. It is a transcript of the gene EDE1, whose product is annotated as Ede1p. Gene Ontology annotation, biological process: endocytosis; endosomal transport. Gene Ontology annotation, cellular component: cytoplasm; plasma membrane. The record is from RefSeq and is a predicted model, not a curated record. Bases 1 to 3687 code for a protein of 1228 amino acids. NCBI's taxonomy places the organism in Eukaryota, Fungi, Ascomycota, Saccharomycetes, Saccharomycetales, Saccharomycetaceae. Gene Ontology annotation, molecular function: protein binding. The transcript has a single exon.
AUGUCAGGUAUUGCGUUCCGUGUACCCCUCACUAGUGAGGAAAAGCAAGCAUUUUCCCAGCACUUUUCUCGGUUAGAUAGAGAACAAUUGGGAAUUGUGACUGGAGAAGCUUUAAGACCUUUGUUUAGUCAAUCAGGGUUAACUCCGCAACAGUUGUCGCAAAUAUGGACCAUUUGCGAUACCGAAAACGCGGGCUUCUUAACUGUUGAUCAAUUUAACGCCGCUCUAAGAAUGGUUGCGCACUUACAGGAAAAUCCAGGUGCGCAAGUUACUUUAGAAUUGUAUCAGACUCCUGCUUCGAAGCUCCCUUCAUUCGGACAAAGUCAAAAGUUCAACUCUGCUUCUACACAACCAUCUAUCCCACCACCAUCAAAUCAGUCUCAUUCUGUCCAGAGAGUCCCCUCUGUUAUCAAUAGAUCGGUGAGCAGAACUAAUACGGGUUCGUCGCCAACUUAUUCCGUCAUUCCUGUAUGCACUCCUCAUGAUUAUGCCAAGUUUGCCCAAUUAUUUGACAGAUCAACGGAAGAAAGCGGUUUCCUAGCUGGUAAUAAAGCAAGAGAAAUCUUCCUUAAAGCAAAGUUACCAACUCAAACUCUAGGUACUAUUUGGGGGUUGUGUGACAGGAGCAAUAGCGGAAGCUUGGAUAAAGUGGAGUUUGUUAUGGCGAUGCAUUUGAUUCAGCUAACACUACAGCAAAACGCAGCCGUUCAAAACUUACCUUCUACUUUGCCAAAUUAUUUGUGGAAUUCUUUGAAUAGUACAGCAUCUUCUACUCUGACUCCACUGAGCGCCAAUAACACAGGCUUCUCUUUCACAUCUGGCAGUGGAUCUGUUGUCAGAAAUCCGGGAAUUAUCAGAAAACCUUCUUUGUCCAGACUUCCAUCCGGUACUUUUUCUAAUGCUGCAACAGAUUGGACCUUGACUCUUGAAAAAAAGCAGCAGUUUGACGCUAUUUUCGAUUCUUUGGAUAAAGAGAAAAAGGGUUCCUUAGGUUCUAACGUCUUAGUUCCAUUUUUUUUGACAUCGAAAUUGGGACAGGAUGUCUUAGCAACUGUGUGGGAUCUUGCUGAUAUUCAUAACAGUCCAGUUUUCACUAAGGUUGAAUUUGCGAUUGCAAUGUUUUUAAUUCAGAAGAAGAAUGCCGGGAUCGAAUUGCCAGAUGUUGUUCCUGAUCAAUUAUUAAAUUCGCCAGCUUUAGGUUUGUACCAUCAACAACAACAACAACAACAACAACAGCGCAUUAGUGUAGCAAGCACCGGAGAUGCUGGUCAAAAUUACCAAAAUUUUGCAGCUCCGGUUCAAGCUCAGAAAACCAGUAAUAGCGCUCUGGAUGACUUGCUUGGUCUAAAUGAAUCAUUCACUCCUCCGCCUCCAUCUCUUCCUUCCCAGCCACAAUCAUCGGCUCAGCCUUCAACACAUUUGGCACCAAAUGCUAGGAAAUUUAGACCUUCAUCUACAUUUGGACAAACCAUUAUCCCUGAAGAAGGUGGUAACGACCAGCAACAACAACAACAGCAGCAGCAGCAGCAGCAGCAGUAUAUGCAAACUGCUCCUACACACGUAGGCUCUGCAGCUCCUCCUCCACCACCCACUGCACGUAAUUCUUCGUUACCAAGUGUUCCAAACUUUGGAGGUGUUUCUGUCCCUUCGAGGGAAGUCACUUCUAACAAUCGUGAAAUUGUGCCACCGGCAUCGCUUUCUCAGGCCACUACUGAACUUGCAAAUCUCUCCACUCAGGUGAGUUCAUUAACGACACAAGCUACGAAAGUUCAUGAAGAGAAAACAGCUGCUCAGAAUGAACUUACUCGUAUAACUAACAUGAAGGCAUCGAUCGAGACUAAACUCAUUGGUUUGCGUGCGUCUUACAAUGAAGAAGUUCGUCAAACGGAGGAGAUACAGACGCAAUUGAACGCUCUUCGUGCACAAAACGAAGAGUUAAGUCAACAAGCUUCUGUUGCAGAGGCAAAUUAUCAUGCUGUGCAGACUCAGAACGAGGAUUUGCAAACACAGUUGCAACAAGCUCAAGAAGAGGAAAGGCAGUUAAAGGAGAGGUUGGCCCAGUUUAACACUUUGUCCUCUCAGUUACAGCAACAGUUGGCUGAAGUUCAAGAGAAUGCUAAAGCUGAAAGAUCCAGAGUCGAUAUUCAUGCCAAGCAGUUAGAACUUUCAGAGAUGACUGCCAACAAUCUUCAAACAGAAAUUCAAAGUCUUGAACAAACCCUUGGUAUCUACUUAUCAAAGCACAAAGAAUUGGAUGACUACAAAGCUACUAUUGAGGCUCAGCACGCUGAGAUGGAAAACAAACAUAAGCAAUACCUUGCAACUUCUGAAGAAGUACAUGCACGUGAAUUGGAAGUUCAAUCCAGAACAGCAGAGAUAGAAAAGCAGGAACAACUAUACCGUGAUCAAGUAUCGAGGUUGCAAGAACUAUUUAAUGAUUUGAAUAAAAGGAAGUCGGAGUUUGAAGCAGCAAAUGCAGAGUUUGAGAAGCAACAGUAUGACUAUGCCGAUAGAGUCCAAAAAUUCUCUGAGAAUCAAAUGAAGUUAGCCAUGGGAGAAACCCCUGAUGAUGAGUAUACAAACGAAUUGAUUCAAAAAAGACUGCAAAUUCAGACUGCCCAGCCAGCUGAGGAGGAGGAAAAACCAGAAAGUGUUUUCGACAAAGAUGUUCCAACUCCUGUCUCACAAACUGAACCUGACGAAGAACAAAAUCAACAAUUAGAAGAUGAUCAAUUAAGCGAGCAGCAAUUACAUGACCAGCAGGGUAAUGAUGAAGUUGCUGCCGAAGCGAUGGCAGAUUCUUUCGAAGGAAGUUUAAACGAAUACGGCAUCCCUAGAACAGAAUCUGUCACAUCGUCGACAGCCAACAAUCCACCUCAAUCAGUUAGAGACGAAGUCGAGAGUGAGCCAAAGGAAAACGCUGUCCUAGACAUUGAUCAACAGCUGGAAGAUGCUGAAAACAAUGAUAUUACUAAACAAGGGAGUGAAACUGUACAACCAGCUUCUACUGAUGAACCAUUACCAGGUGGAUGGUCUACUGGUUCUACGUUAGAAAAGGAUCAAAUAUCAGAUUCCGAUGCUGACUCGAUCAAGAAGACACCAAUUUUAGAGACACAAGAUAAAGUGUCAGAUGCCCAGGGCGCUGAAAUCGAUAUUCCUGCCAUCCAAGAUCUCAAACUUGAAGACACUCAAGUUUCUUCGGAGGAUGAAAAGCAUGAACAAGUCGAAUCUUCCGCCAAAAAUGUAUCAAGUAAACCUGAUACUCCUGAAUUUGUCAAUCAGUUCGAACACAUUACACAUCAAGAUCUUGAUGAGAAUGUUUUCCAUGACGCAAGCUCAGUCCAACCUUUUGAUAGUGAGGAAUCUGCUAAGGCACCGGUAGGAAAUGACGAAUGGGAUGAGAUUUUCUCUGGAUUAGGCAACAAUGGUAACACAAUUCAAACUUCUGACGUACCAGCCUCCGUUACUCCUACUCCACUCCAGCACCCAGUACCUAGUGCAGGUUCUUUGCCUCUCUCCAGCAUGUCCAAAUCGCCGAUUGAUAGAGGUAUUGCUGUAACGCCGAAAUCUUUGGCAAUCGAAGAGUUAAGCAGCAUGGGCUUUUCAAAGGAAGAAGCUACAAAAGCUCUUGAAAAAUGUGAUUGGGAUCUUGAUGAUGCCACCAAUUUACUACUUGAUGGUGCAUGA